UUAUUUGUACUAUGUUAUUUGUUUUAGAUCAGAAUUACGGCAUAAAAGAUGACAAUAUUAAUUUAUGACUAUUGCCAGUUAGAGGAGCGCGCUUCCAGACAUCUCAACGCAUGGAAAGCAUGGCAUUUGGUACUCUAUUCCGUAGCUGGAAUAUUCGGUAUCCUGAACUUCGUUUUCCUUCAGGAAACUAUGCAGUUGGUUGACAAUAACUGCGUAUUGAGGCCGCGCGAGUUUGCCUUCCGAAUGGUUGAACUGCCAAAUAAUACCGCUGAAGACGUUACGUAUAACUUCAAAGAUCCGUCCAGCAAGCAUAAAGUUGAUAUAGUGACUGAUGGAAGCUACUCGGCAUCUAAUGACAGCGAAACGAAUAAAAAUAAACGACAAGUGCUGGAGACAGUAGAUCAUUCUGAUGUUGUUGUAGAAGAGAAUAUCACCAUGUUGACAGGUAACGAAACCCACCGCCUUAUGUUAGACACGUCCAGGACUUUGUUCGCGCGAGACAAUGACUGCCAGUUUGUGGAGUACAUGCCUAUCCUGUCUACGAUUUUCGCCGCCGUCUGGAUUACAUUCUUCACAAUGUGCCCUGGAGGUGGACAUUCUAGAUCAGGGCUGCAGCGUCCGUGGCGUAUUGUAGCGCCGGCACUGAUCUUCUCCUUGGUGCUGGUAGGGCUGACGGGGCACAGCUUUAUACAGACCAACAGCGGCAUCCAGGACUUCUGUGCGGCCUUCUAUAAUUUCACUAAUACCACCACUUGCUCUGGUGCUAAUGCGUAUCUGGAGCAUGGAGUGUCCUCGCCGUGGGGUCUGGGAGGUCGUGCGGGGGCGGUGCGGGCGGCCAGCGCCGGCGUGUGGGCGAGCUGGGCGUGCGGCGCCGCGCUGCUGCUCGCGCGCUGUCUCACCGCCAGGGACUUCGUCGUCAAACGAACAGCAGUAUACCUCGCUAGAGACCCCCAACAGAAAAUAACACCGUAUCUUAAGAAAACGAAACGUCGCAAAUCAUCCCCGAACUCUCCCAUCGUCAAAGACAACGUAUCUAUCAGAUCCGAGCCGACAGCCACAACGGAGCUGGUGACGGCCUCGAUAGAACCAGGCCAGGAGACCGCGAUCAACACGCCCGAGGUCACGCCUGUCAAAAGGCCGCUCAGGGAAGAUGUCAUUGAAAUGACUAGCUCACUGCAAUUGACCAAAUAAAAAUAUCUAUGUUCAUAUUCAAUAUAUGUACAUAUAUUAAUAUAUAACUUAUAUUCCUAGGUCCCUGUAGCCUUACUACAGGGACCAAGGGACAGUGCGCCGCCAUCUUUCUCUGUUCUGGGCUCUGAUCAAUAAUAUGAUGCCAACAUAUAUAAUGUUAAUAUUAUCUGUUUCCUAAACAAUCAGAUAAGAAAUAAUUUUUAACUGCUUAAAUAGAUGCUGGCAUUUGUGUUGGUAAAUCGGGCAGAUUAUUUUGAUACCCAAUGUGUCAACUCAAAUGUCGUAAUAAACUUUGACGUGCUCACUCUUCAAAUGACGAUACGUGAAAUUGUAUCUGAAAAAAUAUUCAAUUUGAAUAAAUACGAAUUGUAUGGAUAUAAAUACCUAAGUAUAUUUUCGAAUUAUUUUGAAUGUAUGUGUACUUUCUGGUAGAAUUACCAGA
Molecule: messenger RNA, 1633 nt
Organism: Papilio machaon (common yellow swallowtail)
Lineage: Eukaryota; Metazoa; Arthropoda; Insecta; Lepidoptera; Papilionidae
Exons: 6
Coding region: 49-1191 (380 amino acids)
Source: RefSeq, a predicted model, not a curated record